AUGGCAUUCUGGUCCACUUUCACUCAACCUCCUCCGAAGCCAGUGGAAUUUGCUCAUGGUCAGAAUUUACACCAUGCUCUCACCUUUGAUGGGAAUGACACAGGUUCUCUUACUUCAGGGAUAAAUGAGGAAGAAAAUGGUGAGUCUCCAAUACUGGAUAUUGAACCACAAAGUCAAAAAGAAGCUGAGGUCCAAGCGCAAGAAGUUGAGACAACACCAACUUCUCAACGACAUGAUGGUGGCAAUGGUGGUAGUAGUAGUAGUGGUAGUGAUGGCGGUGGCAGCAGCAGCGGUAGCGGUGGUGGUGGUGGUAGUAGCGGUAGCGAUAGUGGUGGCGGUGGCAUGAUGGUAGUAGUUGUGGUGGUAGUAGUAAUGAUGGCGGUAGUUGUGGCAUGA
Messenger RNA from Camellia sinensis, 396 nucleotides. Lineage: Eukaryota; Viridiplantae; Streptophyta; Magnoliopsida; Ericales; Theaceae. The record is from RefSeq and is a predicted model, not a curated record.